CCAGCUCCUUCUCCCUCCAUCCUCAUCCCACAACCGUCUUGUGUCUUGUCGGCCUUCGCGCGUCUUCGAAAUGAGCGUCAUUCUCUGCACUGCGGGUUAUGACCACACUAUCCGGUUCUGGGAGGCCCUGUCUGGAAUUUGCUCGCGCACAAUUCAGCAUCCCGAUUCGCAAGUUAACCGCCUGUGCAUUACCCCGGACAAACGGUACCUGGCCGCUGCUGGCCACAACAAUGUUAAACUAUAUGACAUCAAAUCCACCAAUCCGAACCCAGUCAUGACCUUCGAUGGCCAUACAAACAACAUCACGGGUGUAGCUUUUCAUUGCGAGGGGAAGUGGAUGGUGACCAGUUCAGAGGAUGGGACAGUCAAAGUGUGGGACACGCGUACCGGAAGUUUGCAGCGCAACUAUGCCCACAAAGCACCCGUCAACGACGUGGUCAUUCAUCCUAAUCAGGGCGAACUCAUCAGUGGUGAUCGCGCCGGGAUUGUUCGUGUCUGGGACUUGGGGGAGAGUGUUUGCACCCAUCAGCUGAUCCCUGAAGACGACGUCGCCGUACAUAGUGUGAGCGUUGCUAGUGACGGGUCACUCCUCUGCGCAGGAAACAAGAAGGGCAAUGUCUACAUCUGGCGCAUGAUCCAGGAUGCCGAACUCACCCGCAUUGUCCCCAUCUGCACCUUCCAAGCACACAAAGACUACCUUACUCGCGUCCUCCUCUCCCCGGACGUCAAGCACCUAGCGACAUGCUCGGCCGACCAUACCGCCAAAGUAUGGAAUCUCGACCUCGACUACCCUCCCGCGAAAAUGGCCGCCGCCAAAGCCAAAGCUCAAGCACUUGCGGCACCCGAAUCGUCUUUGUCCCCAACAUCAACACCCGAUAGCCAGGACCCCUUGUCGCCCAACAGCAACAAGCCCGAGAUUGAAAUCAACCCUCUUAGUCUGUUCGAUAGCACACCUCCGAUUGUCAAUACCGAACCCCAGCAGACGUUCCCUGUCCAGCCGGACGGCCCUCCCAUGGACCCUACCACGGGCACCCUCUUCUUAGAAACAACGCUCGCGAACCACCAACGAUGGGUUUGGGAUUGUGCCUUCUCCGCCGACUCCGCAUACCUCGUCACUGUGUCUAGCGAUCACUACGCGCGUCUGUGGGAGUUGGCGUCGGGGCAGAUUAUUAGACAAUAUAGUGGUCAUCAUCGCGGGGCGGUUUGUGUGGCAUUGAACGACUAUUCCGAACCCCGCUAGAUUCAGGGUUUUGAGUACCAGAGACGGUAAGUAUUGUCAUCACGACCGUUUCUUCGCCAUACAUCUGCUUCCUGUUGUUAUUCGCAUCUUUCCAUGGGGCUUCAUGGGUUAGCAUGGCGCUAGGUAUCAAUUUGACCGAGUUGACUCGGCUUUAACUUGACUGUGUUGGGGACUGGCGUAUUCUUUCUGCCUGCCAUCAUAUAGGAGUUUCAGGAGCCGAUCGCACUUUAUUAUUAUCUUUCUCCUUUGUCCAUUUUGUCGGAACGUCGAGCAAGAGUUUGUGAUACAAAUACCACAUUACAGUUUAGUCGGCGGUGGGAGGUGAUCUGCAACGCCUUGGAAAUAGCCUCAAUAUUGAAAUAAU
Aspergillus saccharolyticus JOP 1030-1 is the source of this 1604-nucleotide messenger RNA. Its product is annotated as WD40 repeat domain-containing protein. The transcript has 4 exons. The coding region runs from base 71 to 1240 and encodes 389 amino acids. Gene Ontology annotation, cellular component: TORC1 complex; TORC2 complex. Gene Ontology annotation, biological process: regulation of actin cytoskeleton organization; TOR signaling. The record is from RefSeq and is a predicted model, not a curated record. NCBI's taxonomy places the organism in Eukaryota, Fungi, Ascomycota, Eurotiomycetes, Eurotiales, Aspergillaceae. Gene Ontology annotation, molecular function: protein binding.